This is a messenger RNA of Vigna angularis (adzuki bean), 2452 nucleotides long. Its product is annotated as oligopeptide transporter 7-like. NCBI's taxonomy places the organism in Eukaryota, Viridiplantae, Streptophyta, Magnoliopsida, Fabales, Fabaceae. The record is from RefSeq and is a predicted model, not a curated record. Gene Ontology annotation, molecular function: oligopeptide transmembrane transporter activity. The coding region runs from base 80 to 2368 and encodes 762 amino acids. Gene Ontology annotation, biological process: transmembrane transport. The transcript has 6 exons.
UAAUAAUUGCUUUUUAAUUCUAUUUUAUUUUUAUUGUUAUAAAAACAAAAAGUGGAGACGGGAAUGUAAAUCAGGUGACAUGCGAUUUAGCUUAAACGAAUCAGAAACACUUUCCAGCAACAUGGCUCAUAAUCCUGAAAUUCAUGCUCCUCUGAUUAAAAGGCCUCAUCAGAACAACGACGCCAUCUCCCAGGCGGAGAACUCGCCGGCCGUCGAGAAUUCUCCGGUAGAGCAGGUGGCGCUGACGGUUUCAGUGAGCGACGACCCGUCGCUGCCUUCCUUCACUUUCCGGACAUGGAUUUUGGGAACCCUGGCGUGCGUGCUUCUCUCCUUCCUAAACCAGUUUUUCGGGUUCCGGAGAGAACCACUGACUGUGACGGCGAUAUCGGCGCAGAUAGCGGUGGUGCCGGCGGGACACCUGAUGGCGGCGGCGGUGACAAAGCACGUGUUCUUGAAGGGGACGAAAUGGGAGUUUACGCUGAACCCAGGGAAGUUCAACGUGAAGGAGCACGUGCUUAUCACUAUCUUCGCAAGUUCGGGAGCUGCUAGCGUCUACGCCAUUCAUUUCGUUAGCGCUGUUAAAAUGUUCUACCGUAAGGAGUUAACGGUUUUUGCGGCGUUAUUGGUGGUUAUAACGUCGCAGGUUUUGGGUUUCGGUUGGGCCGGGAUAUUCCGACGCUACCUCGUCGAGCCCGCUACCAUGUGGUGGCCCCAAAACCUUGUUCAGGUCUCGCUCUUCAGGGCACUGCAUGAGAAAGAGGAGAGAAGAAAAGGAGGGUUAACUCGGAAUCAGUUUUUCCUUACAGCAUUUCUUUGCAGUUUUGCUUAUUAUGUUUUUCCUGGUUACUUGUUCCCUAUGUUAACAUCGAUUUCGUGGAUUUGCUGGAUGUUUCCAACGUCCGUGAUAGCACACCAGUUAGGUUCAGGCUUGCAUGGUCUUGGAGUUGGUGCUGUUGGUUUUGACUGGUCAAGUAUAUGUUCAUAUCUUGGUAGCCCUUUGGCCAGUCCAUGGUUCGCUACGGCUAAUGUUGCUGCUGGUUUUGCCAUUUUCAUAUAUGUCAUUGUGCCCAUUGCUUAUUCCGCAAACCUUUACAAGGCAAGAAGAUUUCCAAUAUUUUCAGAUGAACUAUUCAUGUCCAGUGGUCAAAAGUACAACAUCUCAGCUAUAAUAGACUCCAACUUUCACCUUGACAUGGAGGCUUAUGAGCGCGAGGGCCCUCUUUAUCUCAGCACCAUGUUUGCUAUGUCAUAUGGCAUUGGUUUUGCUUGCCUUUCUGCAACUCUCGUUCAUGUCUCACUCUUCCAUGGAAGUGAAAUAUUGCGACUGAGUAAGUCUGCUUUCCAAGAGAAUAAGAUAGACAUACACACAAAGAUCAUGAGAAAGAACUACAAACAAGUUCCUGAAUGGUGGUUUCUUUGCAUUCUUCUGUUCAACAUCGUGGCCACUAUAUCUGUAUGUGAAUAUUUCAACAAUGAACUCCAACUACCAUGGUGGGGUGUGAUGUUAGCUUGUGUUGUUGCCAUAUCAUUUACUCUUCCCGUUGGAGUAAUUAGAGCCACAACAAAUCAGGCACCGGCUUUGAAUAUAAUAACAGAAUACAUAAUUGGAUACGUCUACCCAGGAUAUCCUGUUGCCAGCAUGUUGUUUAAAGUGUAUGGUAAUGUGAGCAUGAAGCAGGCCAUUUUCUUCUUACAAGAUUUUAAGCUUGGCCAUUACAUGAAGAUCCCUCCUAAAGAAAUGUUCUUGGCACAGGUACUGGGCACCUUAAUAUCUGCAGUGGUGCAUAUACUAACAGCAUGGUGGCUUAUGAACACUGUUCCAAACAUAUGCGAACGAGAAUUGCUUCCAGCAGGAAGUCCUUGGACUUGUCCCGGUGAUCAUGUGUUCUAUGACGCAUCUGUGAUAUGGGGUUUGAUAGGGCCUCGUAGAAUUUUCGGAGACCUUGGACACUACUGGGCUAUUAACUGGUUUUUCUUGGCUGGAGCAAUAGCUCCUUUCUUAGUCUGGGUAGCACACAAGGCCUUGCCUCAAAAACAAUGGAUCAGGCUUAUCACUGUGCCUGUGCUCUUGGGUGCAUUAGCUGACAUGCCUCCAGCUACAGCAGUAAACUACAGCAGUUGGGUUGUUGUUGGGUUUGUCUCAGGGUUUGUUGUGUACCGUUACCAUCGCGGUUGGUGGAGCCGACACAACUAUGUCUUGUCUGGGGCACUUGAUGCUGGUUUAGCCUUCAUGGGGGUUUUGCUCUACUUGUGUUUGGGGAUGGAAGGUAUCAGCCUAAACUGGUGGGGCAGCGAUCCAGAUAGGUGCCCAUUAGCUUCCUGUCCAACUGCACCAGCUGUUGAAUCCAAAGGCUGUCCUCUUUACUAAGCUUCCAUGAUAGAAUCCUGUUCAACUGUUAAUGCCGCCAUGGCAGCUUCAUCACCUGAAAAAUGUUUAUUUUUCCAAGUAUCA